UCCCCUCGAAUCGGUUGUUGUCGCUCUUCCUAAUCGAGUUUAAUGUUACGACAAUCGAUCUUCCUCGAACGAAACGGUACGAGCCAGUUUUUACACAGGUCGCCGUGCUACUCUUUGGUUUACGCGGUUGCGUUUUGGUAACGGUUGUCGUUGUACAUGCAGUGUCGCGUAUCACUUGUACGGAUGUAUCGCACGGUGAAAUGGUCGGUCGAUGCGAAGGGCGUUGGAGCGUCUGUUUGCACGCUGUUCAAUGAUUUGAAUGUUCGAAGCUGUGCUUAAUAGCGUGUGGUUCGAAGCAAUCAGAGUUUCGCAGUGAGAAACUUAAAUCCAACAAAAAUUUGUAUUCAUGUUCGUUGGUAGCGUGGGGUGACACACGUGAUCGCAUUUGGAUUACCAAUAUCGUGGAUUCGCUUUCGACAUGUAUGGCUGCACGGUGGAAGGAUGCCUCGAACGAGGGCUGAGAUCUUGUUGGAUAUGUAUGGGCAUGCCGAAGGAGGAAUUUCUCGAGCAUAUCAGAUAUGCGUGGUUGGAAUGGCAGAAAAGUUACGCGAGGCGGCCGCACGUGGCGACGUAGCGCGGGUUGCUCGUCUCCUCGACGAGGAUAUUAAACCAUUGCCGGAUGAGAACGGCAGGACUCCUUUGAUAUUGGCUGCCGCAGCAGGCCACGUGGACGUCUGUGAAACUUUGCUCCUUCGAGAGGUCGACGUGAACACUGCAGACAACACUGGAGUCACACCUUUGCAGAGAGCUGCUUCAGAGGGUCAUCUGGAGACAGUGGAACUGUUGUUAAAGCAUAGCGCGGACGUGGCACGGCAAGAUUCCGUGCAUGGAAAUUCAGCAUUGCAUGAAGCGUCCUGGCGCGGAUAUAGCAGGACGGUGGCCGCUCUGGCGAAGGCUCUUGGGACUCAGCGAGCACCCCUACAUGCGAGGAAUCUGGCCGGAUUUGCGCCGCUCCACCUUGCCUGCCAAAACGGCCACAACCAAAGCUGCCGCGAGCUCCUGCUGGCGGGUUGCAAUCCGGACCUUCAAAACAACUAUGGAGAUACGCCGUUGCAUACAUCAGCAAGGUAUGGACACGCCGGGGUGACGAGGAUCCUAAUCUCUGCACUCUGUCGAGUAUCCGAUCAAAACAAGAACGGUGACACCGCGCUGCAUAUCGCGGCUGCAAUGGGACGUCGAAAGCUGACGAGGAUCCUGCUGGAGGCCGGCUGCGACCGUAGCCUACGGAACAAGCAGGGAGAGACCGCGAAGGACAUCGCGCGGCGCAAGAACCUCGCCGAGAUAUUGGAGAUAAUCGGUAAAGCGCGAAGCAAGAGCAGGACGCGGAGCAAGAGCCGCGAGGAGGAGGCACGGCCGGCGACUCCGGACAAGGUCGACGGGAAGACCGCCGGCAAGAACGAGAAGAAACGAGAGAAGACCGGUAGCGGCACCAGCGGCAGCAGGGACAGUUGCACGAAGAAGGAGAAAAAGAAGCACAAAUCGUCCGGCAAGCAGAACAAGGUCCACUUCGAGAAAGCGGUGAUGGGUAGACAGUGGUCGCCGUAUGGCUGCCACUACUACCCCGAUCCGGAAGCGUUUCCUCAGCCGCGGCUGGACUCCCUGCCGCCGGACCCGUUGGGUCGCGGAGAACAGUAUUACCUGGAUCUAGCUGGGAACAUCAGAAAGGGUCCCAUAGGCGUGGGAUACACUUGUUAUUGCGCGCCGUUCUUCCGACAUAUGGAAGCGAAACUGGAAAGGGACAAGGCGGAAUUGAAAGCUCAUAUAGAUCAAGCUCACGAGAGGCUAGAUUUGAAGGUGGCGAAUUUGGAGAGGAGGACCAGGGGACAGAUAUCGGAAUUGACGAGGUGCGUCGCUGCCGAGAGGUCCAGGUGCGAUGAAAGGCACAUACAUCUCCAGCAGCGUCUCUCGAGAGGCGGAAGGGGGAGGCACAGCGAGAGGCCGAGUAAAAAUACGUUCGGCAAUGAUCAGUUACCGCCGGCUCGAGCCAGAUCCUUGGAGGAUCUUCUGGACGACAGACCUCAUGAUAGGAGCUUUGAGAUUCCGGGCGAGACACCGAUUCAUCGAGGUAGUCUGGACGAUCUUGAUAUCCCGGCUAUACCGCGACUCAGCAAGUCCAUGAGGGACCUUCCGUCCGGUUCUGGUGUCUCGAGGUCGACGCUCAGGGUGCUGGACGUACCUGCGAGAUUGAACGAGACGUUCGACGGGGUGAUCAAGCAGGAUCGCAGCUCGCCGCUCGGGGCCGCCUCCUCGCCGUCGAUCGGGUCCAGGCAACAGGUCCAUCAGCAACGCGAUUCUUUAUCGCGAGAUCAUGGCAUAAAUUCGUGCCAAGACCAAAGUAGCGCGACGCUUAAGAACGAGGACAUCUCGAAUGAAUGGAAAUCGUCGGGGCGGCGUAGCGUUCACGAAAUGAUCAAGAGGUUUCAACAAGUACCUGGCAUGCAUAACGGUUGGAGGACCGCUCCCCGUUCCGGAAGCAGCGAGCCCACCAGCCCGGAGAAUAGUCAAUGUUCACAGAAUCAAAGGGUGCAACCGCAGGGUGGCGUAGGGAACAGUUGGCGAGGAGAAGGUAACGACAGCGAAAGCAGCGAGGGGGAUGACGACGAGCAGCCGGAAGCAUUAAACGGGGGGAUCUCCGGAAAAGGAGUUAUAUCAGAGCGCGUACAUUACGACAGCAUCGCCAGGAUGCCAUAUAGGUCCCGUAACGCGGUUUAUAGCCCAACGCCGCCUUUGCAUGACGCACACAACGAUUCUGGUUACAGUACUCGAAUGUACGGCUCUAGCAAAGGUGCUUCACCUUCGUUAUCAGGUCAAUUAGAGUGCGACGUAAUUCUUCCGACUUCGCCAAACGCGUUCCCAAAUGGGGAACAACUGGCUGCGCUGUUGGAACAGCCUCGAAACCACGACCUCACGGUCUACGAACGUGGUGCCGACAAUUGCGUCAUUAACAUCGGAACCGCGAGUCUCGUUUAACACGUUCCGCAAAAGCGAUUUCUCGUGUACUUCCAAAGACGUCGACGUCUCGCAUAAGUUAACGAUAUACCUACUCCGGUGUUCAUACGACUGUUUCGAAAUGAUGUGUAUAAAUUUCAAUGUACAAAAUAAUUUUCGUUUAUCGUUUUGUA
Molecule: messenger RNA, 3122 nt
Organism: Ceratina calcarata
Lineage: Eukaryota; Metazoa; Arthropoda; Insecta; Hymenoptera; Apidae
Gene: dgo
Product: ankyrin repeat domain containing protein 6 diego
Exons: 12
Coding region: 442-2970 (842 amino acids)
Molecular function (GO): protein binding
Source: RefSeq, a predicted model, not a curated record